GACGUAACAAGGAAACUGGACAGUGUCUGGUAAAUUGUAAAGGCAUACAGGAUGAAACUGCUAGCACUAUUAAUGUUGGGCGUGGUCGCCCUCUCAGCGGCUGCUCCUAAAGUUGAAAAGGUUGAAGCAAUCGAGCAGCUUCCUUUUGAAAUCGCCGCCGCCGACGCUAGUCCCGAAACGCGGAACAUCCUGAUCAACAUUUUGAUUAGGCAGCUGUUCACUUUCAUCCGUUAUAUUAUCAACAAUGGAUCCUCCAUCUUCGGACUCCCCCCUCUCGAUCCUCUAAACCUUGAAAAUCUCCACAUUUACAUUCCAGCUGGACUUAUAAACUUGGAUUUGGAGAUGGAGGACGUGUACUCUUCGGGCGUCGGAGGCUUCGUAGUACACAGGAGCAACCUGGUUACCCGUCCUAACCUGACCUUCGACAUCGACAUCUCUGUUCCGUCUCUCGUCAUCAAAGCUGGCAAAUACAACUUACUUGGUGAUGUGCUCACUGCACUACCCCUUUACGGAAACGGUGAAGCAGAUUUCCUCGUGGAAGGAUUCAGGUUCCAAGGUCUGUUGAUACUGAAGCAGUCCGAAGAUGGCAAUUCUGUUCUGAUUGAAAGGAUAGAAAAUGCUGCCUUCCAGAUUCCUUCUCUCAAGAGUCAAUUGACCGGCGUCAUCGGAGGUGGUGACAUCGACAAUGUGGUUAACGCUAUCGUCGAGGAAGUCGUUUUGGACUACAUCAACCGCUUUUCGGGAGCCAUAGCGCUCCUCGCGUCUCGCGUGAUCGUCGCUGUUGGAAACCCGAUCCUCGACCAGCUCGACACCUGGAGAUUCAUCGCUCCUUUCGUUUAAAACUGUGAUAGAAAUUACAAUAACCUUGUAAAUACCGAACGCACAAUAAAGUACCUACCAGUCGAUUCUAAAAAAAAAUAUGUUAUUUAUUAAUCGUAAUACUUACUUAUUUAGGUACAUAACGCAAUAAAAACUUUACUAUUAUGAAAG
Pectinophora gossypiella (pink bollworm) is the source of this 990-nucleotide messenger RNA. RefSeq lists its product as uncharacterized. The transcript has 7 exons. Lineage: Eukaryota; Metazoa; Arthropoda; Insecta; Lepidoptera; Gelechiidae. Bases 52 to 840 code for a protein of 262 amino acids. The record is from RefSeq and is a predicted model, not a curated record.